AUGGCAUCAGAAGGCUCCUUGAUUGAGAAGCUGGACGGCUUGCUCAAUGAUGUGUUAUCUGACUGGAAUCUCUACACUAGCUUGAUUGCCGGUGCUAUUGUCGCCUUCGCCGUCUUCUCGUUCGUUACAUCCAAAGAUCCGGAGAUUCAUCCUUUUUUGCUCGCCCGUCAAUCGACUGCCUUUCCCGUACAACAGCCUGGUGAGUCUGCUGCGCAUAGGAGUCUGGAGACCCCGCACGGAUUCCCGCUCAGAUCUGGCCUGAAUGUGAAAGAUCCUGAUGCGCCAAAGUGGACAAGUGGACGAAAUGGUGAUCUGCGUGAUGUCUGGAAGGCCGCAGUUCGCGGAAAGACUGACAAUAAUGGCGCCGUCUCCGGAAAGCAGAGCAAGAUUUAUACAGUGCUCGGGAAACAAGCUGUGGAACACUCUUUGGACCAAAUCACGGCCGAGAUCAAUGUAAUUGGAAAGCGUUUACAUUCGGGCAACGCGGAAGUCGUCGCGGUCUGUCUAACUGAUUCGGUUGAGCUCUUGGCCUCAAUCUUCGCUGGAGCUUUCUAUGGAUUCAAAGUCGUCAUCAUCCCUCACAACCUUCCUGCGGAGGAACUUUCCGGGCUAUUGCAGAAGGCCCGGGCAGACUCGUUGAUCGCAGAGGCGGGCGCCCUUGAUCUCACUUUGAUAGCCAAGGAUAACCAGCAACUUUCCCAUGUGAUCUGGGUUGCGAAAAUAGGAAGUCGACAUAUGGAUUGGAAUGAUGUGCCCAAGGAAGUCGAAGACCACCUAGAUGUCGCUGUUUGGCAUGAACUUGUGGACGAGAAGAAAGAGUUGGCUGGACUGGAGGUGCCCGAAUGGGACCCUACCUCCAAAACUCCCACCUUGUCCACCUUGUGGUCGGGCGAAUUUGUUGAAUAUGGCCCAGAGAACCUUGUUGCAGGCAUAUCCGGCUUGAUUUAUUCUUUGCCCCGUACCCAACGGUUCGACAGUGACGACCUGGUUCUCUCCAUUGACUCACUCUCGCGGUUGUAUCCUCUCUGCCAAAUCUUUGCUGCCCUUUUCACCAACGCUUCCGUGGCCUUGAACUCUGUUGCCGGAGAAAAUGUCGACUUUGCUCUUGCUACCGUUGGAGUGUCUCCCACUGUCAUCAUCGCGUCCUCUCGCACGAUAUCUGAGUACCACGCCAAGUUCAUGAAACCGCACUCCGGUCUUCUUUCCUCUUUGGCCCGUUGGUUCCAGGUGCGGUCACUUGAUGCUGGAAAUAUGCCAUCUCAAGGAUUCUUCAGCCGACUGGCCACUGUUGGACCCACGGCAGAGCUUUCUCUUGAUAGGCUCCGCCUUCUUUGCGUUGCUCAUCGUAUUGAUGACGCUGCCGACGCCCGUCUCGACCACGAGCAACUGACUGAUCUUAGGGUCCUCACUGGGGCCCGCGUGGUUUAUGCUCUUACGGGGCCUGGAGUUGCUGGUGCUAUUUCACAGACCAAUGUUUUCGACUACCGCCGCUUCGACGGGCCCAGCCAUUUCGGGGCUCCGUUGAGCACCGUCGAGGUUCUUCUCAGCGGUGUAUCUGGAGAUACCGAGCAAGGACACCUUACGGUCUCUGGACCCUCUGUAAUCUCUGGCAAGACAACCUUGCCCGUACAAGCUCGCAUUCGGGACGACAAUACUUUCGAUCUGUGUUUGUGA
This is a messenger RNA of Aspergillus mulundensis, 1674 nucleotides long. RefSeq lists its product as uncharacterized. The record is from RefSeq and is a predicted model, not a curated record. Lineage: Eukaryota; Fungi; Ascomycota; Eurotiomycetes; Eurotiales; Aspergillaceae. Gene Ontology annotation, cellular component: membrane; endoplasmic reticulum. Gene Ontology annotation, molecular function: long-chain fatty acid-CoA ligase activity. The transcript has 4 exons. The coding region runs from base 1 to 1674 and encodes 557 amino acids.